Molecule: messenger RNA, 1414 nt
Organism: Abrus precatorius (Indian licorice)
Lineage: Eukaryota; Viridiplantae; Streptophyta; Magnoliopsida; Fabales; Fabaceae
Product: SNF1-related protein kinase regulatory subunit beta-2-like
Exons: 4
Coding region: 277-1158 (293 amino acids)
Molecular function (GO): protein binding
Source: RefSeq, a predicted model, not a curated record
CGCUCACUCAGUGGUGGCGUACUGCCAUGGGAAGAGAAAGAAGCACAGAACAGAACAGAACAGAACACGUUGAAACUCGGGAGUGGAAGAAACGACCUCGUUCAAGAAUAUGAUGACGUGACCACAACCACUCUCUCCUAUAUAAUCAUCUCUUUCCCCCUCUCAUUUCGUUUUACUCUCUCUCUCUCUCUCUCUCCCAUUUGCUUCAGGAAUCGUAUUUUAAUUCUAAACCCAUUGCACUCUCCCCUCUUUCUCUCUCUCUCUCUAUUACCAAACAUGGGCAACGUCAAUGCAAGAGAUGAUGUCAACGGUACUCCAUCAGGAACUGAAGAAGAAGACGAGGAAGAAGAAGAAGAAGAAGAAGAAAGAGACACCGUCACCGAUUGCAUGUCUUCUCAGCAGAACCCUCGCUAUCCUGCGCCUUCUAACUUGAUCGCUCAUUCCCCCCCUCCUAGCCCUAGAGCUACUCAUUCCCCCUUCAUGUUCGCCCCUCAAGUCCCAGUGGUUCCGUUACAAAGACCUGACGAGAUGCAUGCUCCAAGUCAUUCCUGGAUGCAAACUACCUCAGGAUAUGAGGACAUGUACAGUGAACUAGGAAUUCCAACGAUGAUUACUUGGAGUUAUGAUGGGAAAGAAGUAGCUGUGGAGGGAUCAUGGGAUAAUUGGAAAGCAAGAAUGCCCUUGCAGAGAUCAGGGAAGGACUUCACAAUAAUGAAGGUACUGCCAUCUGGUGUAUACCAAUUUAGAUUUAUCGUAGAUGGACAGUGGAGGUGCGCACCUGACUUGCCUUGGGCUAAAGAUGAUGCUGGGAAUGCUUACAACAUUCUGGACUUACAGGAUUAUGUUCCUGAAGACAUUGGAAGCAUUUCUAGUUUUGAACCUCCUAAAUCACCGGAAUCUAGUUAUAACAACUUACAACUCAGUUCUGAAGAUUAUGCAAAGGAGCCGCCAUUGGUUCCUCCUUUCUUGCAAAUGACACUUCUUAAUGUUCCUUCAGCAAAUAUGGAAAUCCAGCCUCUUAUAUCCAGACCUCAGCAUGUAGUGCUCAAUCAUCUUUACAUGCAGAAAGGAAAAAGCAGCCCUUCAGUGGUCGCACUUGGUACAACUCAUCGAUUUCUAGCCAAAUACGUGACUGUGGUGCUGUACAAGUCUUUGUAGAGGUAAACAUAAAUGACAUGGAGUGUGUAGCCUUAAGGCCUUUUAUUAGUUAAUAUAGCAUCGAGCAGUACGGUUAUAAGUGAGAAAUUCUAAGCUGCAUAAGGAUCAUUACAUGAAAGUCAAGAUUGUGGUACAUAUAAUGCAGUUGCUUGAUGACCAUUCAUCAUGCAAUUCUGUUUCCAUUCUUACAUCAUCGGAUGAUGCUAUUCUCUAGGAAUUUUGAUUAAUCCACACUAAAAUAAAAGGGGAGUGAAAA